Messenger RNA from Pygoscelis adeliae (Adelie penguin), 466 nucleotides. Its product is annotated as N-acetylglucosamine-1-phosphodiester alpha-N-acetylglucosaminidase-like. NCBI's taxonomy places the organism in Eukaryota, Metazoa, Chordata, Aves, Sphenisciformes, Spheniscidae. Bases 32 to 211 code for a protein of 59 amino acids. The record is from RefSeq and is a predicted model, not a curated record. The transcript has a single exon.
UGUCUUGGCUCUGCUUCUCGUGAUUAGUGCCAUGGGAAACGUAGGCCUUUUUCUCAAGGCCAGGUCAGAGAGGCACCAUGAGAGCGGUGACUACCUCUACCACCCCCUGAGGGAGAUGAAUGGGGAAGUCAGCCGUACCUCCACGUCUGCUGCCUGCAAGACAGAAGAUACUCAGGACCAAAGUCAGGCACUCCUUCAGAGUCCCGGAUGAGAAGAGAUGAGGUAUUUUACUCUGCACCUUGUACUGCGCCACUCGGCACUGACUGUUACAGAGGCUGUUCAGACUGUAUUCAGAGCGUAAAACUGCUGACUAACCCAAGAGCAGCAGCAAGAUACCUCAGUCCAAGAAACUCCCUUGUUUCUGGCCCAGCCCUGCUGAGGACAUGGCUAGCUUCCCUCCCUUCCUCGCCUGCUCUGGCUGGAGCAAACAAGACUGCGUAACUAGUUGCCAUGAGAGGAUGCAGGG